AUGCUGCUGAGCAGCUCGGCAACCAGCAGUGAGACAAGGACAAGUAGCACCACAGUCAGCAUGACGGAAGGCAGCGCCGUGACUGUAGUGAGCAGUUCAGCGACCAGUCGCACGACGCAGAGCAGCACCGCGACUACGGGAAGUUUCAGCACCACGGCUACCUCCACAGGGACCAGCACCAGUACUGAAACCACACGGACGAGUACGGCAUCCACAGGCACAAGGACGGUGACUAGCACGACGGGCACGAGCACCUCAACGCCGACAAUUGCAACGGUCACGAGCACCCCUACGUCAAGCAGGACAGAAACCGUGGCGACGAGCACGCCAACCACCACCUCAGAACUCAGCAGCGCCACGCCCACCAGCAGCUCGUGGAGCAGCUCCGCCACGCUGCUGAGCAGCUCUGGCACCAGCGGCACGACGCGGAGCAAUAGCGCGACCACGGGAAGCUUCAGCACGACGGCUACCUCCUCAGGGACGAGCACUGUGACGCCCGUGAGCACCACGGCCACCCAUUCGGCGAGCAGCACCGCGACGCGGGCGAGCAGCUCCGAGACCAGCGGCAGUGCCACGACGGGAAGCUUCAGUGCGACCGCGACGGCGACGGGCACCGCCACGGCGACCUUGACGAGCACCUCGGCCACGUCCACCACGACGUCGGAGAGCCACACGGUGCACAGCACCACUGUGACGCCCACGCGGGCGAGCCUCGUCAGCGGUUCUCUGGGCCUCGAGGUCGACGACCCGGCCGCCUUCAUCCAGGACCCGGCGGCUCGCGCCGCCGUGGGCAGCACGAUCGCGGGCGUGGCUGGCGUGCCCCCCAGCACCGUCGGCGUCGACAUGUCCUUGGGCCGCCGCCGGCUGUCGAGGUUGCUGGCCGCGACCCCGCGCCGCACGGCGGGGAGCGUCACGGUGACGUACGAGAUCCUCGCGGCGGACGGGGACGAGGCCAGCGGCCUGGUCAGCGGCAUCACCCAGGCGACAACCGGCAGCAGGGGCGCACGGCUUGCCGCAGGGCUGGGACAGCGCUGGGGUGUCCGCCAACGUGACGGUCAGCAGCAUCUCGGCCCCCACCGUGACGAUAGUCACCUUGACCACCACAGGAACCAUGACCGCGACCACCACGACCGCGGAGCCUCCGCGCGCGCGCAUCGCCGGGCCCUCCGAGGUCGGCCAAGACUGCGGCCUGGUGCUGGACGGCUCGGGCUCGUCCGGCGCGGGGGGCGCGCUGGAGUACGAGUGGGCCUGCGCUGCCGAGGCGCAGGCCCUGUGCUCGGGCCUCGCGAACUUCCUGCCUGGGCAGGCCGAGCUCCUCGACGGCUCCGGGGCGGCGGGGCCCGUGCUGGCGGUGGGCGGCGGGCAGCUGCAGGAGGGCGUGUACAACUUCAGCCUCACCGUCCGCCGCGCUGGCGCCGGCGGCGCGGCGCACGCGGCCACCGUCGCCGUGAGGGUGAGCAG
Prorocentrum cordatum is the source of this 1461-nucleotide messenger RNA. The record is from the annotation of a GenBank genome assembly. Lineage: Eukaryota; Dinophyceae; Prorocentrales; Prorocentraceae.